AUGCAGGCUCAGACAUUCAUGUCUAGUGCAUUGAUGAUAACCAGUACUAUUCUAUUGAAAAACCUGCCAUUGAAGUGCACCCAGGGAGUACCUGAUCUACUUUAGCUUGGAGAGUUCAAUGAGGGAGCUUUGCUGCACACUGUAAGACUGAGGCAUAAACAGAGAUAAAUCUUCACAUCAAUUGGCACUCCUAUUCUCUUGUCAGUAAACCCAUUUUAAAAACUGAAGAUAUUCACGACUUUCAUUGCCAGAAAGUAUAGAAAAUUUUCGAAUGCUGUUCGCUCUGGAAAUGAAAGUUCAGUUGAAAAGCCUGAACCUCACUUGUUUAUGGUAGCAGAGGACUCCUAUCAGGAUAUGCUUAAUUACAAUAAGAACCAGAGCAUUAUAAUAUCAGGAGAGAGUGGGGCAGGUAAAACGGAAGCAACCAAAAUAGUCCUAAAAUAUUUAGCUUAAGCUAAUACCAACUUUGUUUCUGAAAAGGAUAUCGAUAUGCUAGAUGUUAAGUCGUAUAUGGCAAAUGAUAAUAGCAUAGAGAAAUAAGUCCUAGAUUCAAAUCCACUCCUUGAAGCAUUUGGUAAUGCGAAGACUUUUAAGAAUAACAAUUCAAGUAGAUUUGGUAAAUUUAUUAGAGUAAAUUUUGAGCCGAGUGGAAAAAUUCAUUCAGCUACAAUAAUCAAUUAUUUGCUAGAAAAAUCUCGUAUUGUAUUCUAGUAAGUCAAUGAAAGAAAUUUCCAUAUUUUCUACUAGAUCUUGACAUCUAGCUAAUUCAAGGAGAAAUAUCAACUGAGGAAUAUGGAAGAUUAUCAUUACAUGAAUUAAUCAAACGUUUAUGAGGUUAUGGGCGUCGAUGAUGCUGAAGAUUUUAAGAUUACAAUUCAGUGCAUGAAGAACAUUGGUUUCACUCAAGUUGAGAUUGAUAGUGUUCUAAACAUAGUCGUUGCAAUACUAUUACUAGGAGAGAUUCAAUUUGAAAAAGUAUCAAAAGCAGGAGUUGGGGAUAUAUCCUAAAUUAGUAAGGCAUCAAUGCAAUACGCUGAGUAAAUUUGCUAGUUGCUAUAAUUAGAUUUACACAAAUUCACAAAAUGCCUAACAAUGAAAAGCUAAUAAAUUGGCAAAGAGGUAAUUGAAAGUAACCUAAUUAACGAUGAAUCCUAUAAUUACAGAGAUUCUAUGGCCAAAACAAUAUAUGGGAAACUUUUCAAUUGGCUUGUAGGCAGAAUUAAUUAAUCUAUAUCAAUGAAGAUGAAUGCAUCUCAUGGGAAAACAUUGAAAUUUAUAGGUAUUUUAGAUAUAUUUGGAUUCGAAAUAUUUGAGUAGAAUUCCUUCGAAUAACUUUGCAUUAAUUACGCUAAUGAAAAAUUGCAACAGCAUUUUAAUCAUCACAUGUUUAAUCUUGAAUAAGAAGAAUAUAAAAGUGAGAAUAUCUAGUGGAGUUAAAUUAAAUUCGUUGACAAUUAACUGUGCAUUGAUUUGAUAGAAAGUUAAAGAGUUAAUCUUCCAAGUAUUUUUAAACUCCUAGAUGAGGAGGGUAUGAUCAAGGGUACUGAUGCAAAACUUUUGAAAAAGUUCAAUGACAUCCUCUCAAGCAACAAAGCAUUUAAAAGACCAAAUAGAUUCAAUUCAACCUAGUUUAUAGUUUGUCACUAUGCUGGAGAAGUUGAGUAUGAAAUAAAUACUUUUAUUGAGAAAAAUAAAGAUGCUCUUAGUGACUUAAUUAAUGAUACUCUUGCUAUUUCAAAAUAAGAAUUGCUUAAAGGGCUGUUCUUUAAGGAAGUAGUCCAAUAAUAAUAAAACCAAUAAAAGCAAGCAUUCGGCUAAAUAAAACCAGCUUAAGGCAGUGGCCUGAAAGGAAAUUCUCUUUCCAACCAAUUUAGAAGCUAAUUAGAUGAAUUAAUGUAAAUUCUGAAGGAAUCAUCGCCUAGGUAUAUAAGAUGUAUAAAACCAAACAGCAAUUUUUCUCCAACCAUUUUUGAUUCCAUAGAUGUUUGCAAGCAGUUAAGAUGUGCUGGAAUGCUUGAGGCAAUCAGAAUUAGAAAAGCUGGAUAUGCAAUAAGAAUAACCUAAGAAGAUUUUGCAAAGAGAUAUAGAGCAAUUCUGGGCAAGAGAAAACUAAAGCAAUUACAAGAAUCUACUGGUGCUUCUAAUCUGAAUAAAAAGAUCUGUGAAGAAAUAUUCAAAUAAGUUUAGUCCUAUCAAGCUUACAAGAAAAUACUAGAUCCUGUUGCCAAAAGAUGGCAAGUAGGAGUUACUAAAAUUUUUAUGAAAGAGGAUGUCAGAACUGCACUUGACUCUUCUAUGGGUAUUGCAGUAUUAGACCAGGCUAAAUAAAUUCAAAAACUUUAUAGGGGAUUUAAAGCAAGAAAGCUAUUUAGAGUAAUGAAAAAAGCUGAUAAGCUGAUCAAGUAGCAUAUAAGAAGUUUCUAUUUAAGAAGAAAGUUUAGAAAAGUAGUGAAUAAAUUCAUUCAGGUCAUGAAGAUUAAGAUAAUCAAAAUUCAAAGGUCUAUUAAGAAGAUAACUCGUAAAAAGAAAAUAAUGAUUGAGAUUAAUAAAAGGAUAUAGAAAAAGAAAGAAGAAGCUGAAAGGUAGAGAAGACUCAGAGAGGAAAGAGAGAGAUAAGAAAGAUUGCUCAGAGAGUAAGUUGAGAGGAAAAGAAUAUAAGAAGAAUAAUUAAAAAUCGUUAACGAUCAAAGCUAGUCUAUUGAUAGCGAGCAAAAGGUAUAUAACAGACCACCUGUUAGCUAAAAAGGUUCCUCGUCAUAACUAAAUGAAUAAGUUAGAUUUUAGAGAGAUUUAGAUAGACUUUAGAACUAUUCCGAUCAGGAUUCUGACAAGCUAAGCUAUAAUACCUUAAAAGAGAGCCUUCAACUUAAAAUUGAGGAAAAUAUCACCUAAUAAAAUGAAAUUCAAUAGCUUAAAAGAGAAGUGGAAGAAAAAGAUAGAAAGAUCAAAGAGCUAAAUAUUAGGCUUGAAAUUUAGAGAAAGUAAGCAAAUAACAAGACUAAUAAGGAGCUAGAAAGUCUGCUUAACAACUAGGAUUUAUCAUUUGCAACAACUAUGGAUGAGAAAACUAUGAAUUUUUCAAAAAGGAAUAGUAGAGGUUCAUUGAGAGGAUCUUAGUUUGGAAUCACUGGAGUUAUACACCAGAACGAUCACCAUUCUAAUGAGUUAAUUGAGUAAAAAGAUGAAGAAAUAGCUAAAAUCAAGAAUUAACUUGACAUCAUUAUGAUGGAAUUGUCAUAGAAAGAUGGCAUAAUUGAGUAACUUAAAGAAGAGAAUGAAAGUUUACAUGAGAAAAACAAGAAAUGGAUCUCUAAGCUAGAUCAAGAAAUCGAGAAGGGCUCAGAGAGUGUUUAGUUACUAACUAAAUAAAUAAAAGAUCUUCAAGAAAAGAACUACAAACUUGAGUUCGAAUAGAAAUAGAGAUAGAUGGACUUGGAGAAGAGAGCUUUUAAGGAUUAAACUGAGGAAAUUAAGAAAUUAGAGAAUCUGCUUAGAGAGAAAUCAGAGCAAUUCGAUGAUCUUGAAUUAGCUCAUUUUACCCUUGACCAGAAGUAUUAGUCAGAAGUAGCGAAGUUCUAAUCCGAUUAUGAUAAUUUAAAGAGAAAAUAUAGAGAAUUAGAACAAGUCCAUCAAGACUACAAGAUUGAAUAUGAGAGAAUGGAGGAGAAGUUUAUAGAAAGAGAUGAAUUAGUAAAAAGGUACGAGGAGGAGAACUCUUCUCUUGCUGAGACAAUGAAGAUUCUACAGAGUUAGCUUGAUGAGUAUGGAGAUCAUAAUAGCAAUAUGAUGGGCACACUGCAUCAUGAGAGAUUGAAUUAAAAUUAGAAUUCAAGUAAAAUCAAAGAACUAGAGAGAUUGAUUGAGAAAAAUGCAUCCAGCGACAAAUUAAAGCAAGCUGAGAUUGAGAGACUUAAGGACUAACUAGAUAAAAUGAAGAAAAAGCUCAAGGAAUCAGAAGAUAUGCUAGAUGAGCUCGUCGAUAAGAAUCAAGCCCUUAAAAAGGAAAAGGUAACACUGGAAAAUCAGCUUUUGUUUGGGAAUGGAAAUAAUGCUGAGAGAUAAGACUUUGAAAGGGAAAAGCUGAAGGAAAGAAUUGACCAAUUAUAUGCAAAAAUUGGCAAAAAGAAGUCAAAAAUCUAGAGAAUGGGCAAGGAGAAUGAGUUCUAUCAUCAAACUGUGACUAUUUUCCUAACUAUCAAGAAAAUCAUAGAGCAAGAAAAGAAGUACUGCUACAUGCUUGCCACAGAGAGUGAUAUUCUUAAGAAGAGACAGUUGAUGGAGGGGAUUACAUAAUGUGGAGAUAAAGCAUAAUAACUAGAUGAUAAACUUAAGAGAAUCUUGAGACAGGUGAAAUAAUAGCAAUAAUGA
Messenger RNA from Stylonychia lemnae, 4368 nucleotides. The record is from the annotation of a GenBank genome assembly. NCBI's taxonomy places the organism in Eukaryota, Ciliophora, Spirotrichea, Sporadotrichida, Oxytrichidae.